Molecule: messenger RNA, 381 nt
Organism: Saccoglossus kowalevskii
Lineage: Eukaryota; Metazoa; Hemichordata; Enteropneusta; Harrimaniidae
Product: alternative oxidase, mitochondrial-like
Source: RefSeq, a predicted model, not a curated record
GCAGCGUAUAAAUCUGUUCAGGCUCUUCGAAAAUCCUUUGAUGUGCUGUCUGGAUACAAGCGAGGGAAACCAUCGGAGAAAAAAUGGCUCGUGAGAAUUAUCUUUUUAGAGACAGUUGCCGGGGUACCAGGUAUGGUGGCUGCCAUGGUGAGGCAUUUGAACUCACUGAGGAGAAUGAAGCGUGACCAUGGAUGGAUACAUACUUUAUUGGAGGAAGCUGAGAAUGAAAGAAUGCAUUUAAUGACAGCAUUACAAGAGGAUGCAAUGAUGCGGGAUGUGAUAGAAGUGAUACGAGCGGAUGAGGCUCAUCACCGCGUAGUCAACCAUACGCUGGGAUCUCUGGAUAAGGAUGCCAAAAAUCCAUACGGCCCUGGACAGUAA